ACAAGUCUUUUUUAAUUGCAAACCUGUUUAUUCUUUUUAAAAGAUGUAUAUUUUUCACCAAAUAUUUUCAGUGGUCGUUGAAUCAAUAAACAAUCAAAGAAUCAACACUAUUUUGUAUUUUAUUUUAAGAAAAAAUGGAAUCCGGAGAUGAGAUGGGAGGAAUAGAAAACGAUGAUAAAUUUAUUCAAGAAAAUAUUGAUGACCAAAAUAAACCUUUCGAGGAUUUUGAUUUGACCCAAGAAGAAAUUAGUGGAGUGAAAAUAAGGGAAGAUGUAGAUCCUUUGUACAGCACGCCGGUACAAGUGGAAGUCGCGCCCGUACAGUUGGAGGAUGUCGUGUCCUCACACGUGAUGGAUGCCCUGCCCGUAGAGAAAGUCGCGCCUGUACAAGGAAAUGGCUUAAAUUUGCCCAAACAAGCUGAUGUUUCUAUUCACAAUAUUGAGAAGGAAGAGAAGAGCAGAAGGGAUUUUCAACGGGAUCAGUUUCUCUGGAUAGAUUCUAAACAAGGCCCUGAUAUAAAGGUUUAUGGGAAGGAUGGAGUGUAUAGGGAAGCUCAUAGGAUCAUGCUAUCCCGACUGUCCCAUCUACUCUGCUCUAUUCUGAAACAGAAUCAAGAUGAGGAAGAUGUUGCGGUUAUCCUACCAGAUGUGCCUGGAGCAGUUCUAGACCUAGUACUAGACCUUGUAUACCGGGGUUGGGUGGGAGGACUAGGUCUAUCAAACAUCAGCCAGGUCCGAGAUGUUUGUAAAAUACUUGACAUGAGACAAGAAGACUUUGUAGUUCGAUCCGAGGAUAAAUACAGGUUGGGGAAGGAUAUUCUCCACCCCGUGGUAUCCCGGGACUCGGAUGAACCUGACUCCAUCAAUCUUAGCUCCGAUACCAGAGAGAACAGAAGCAAAACUCAGGGCAGUUUCCAGUGUCCGUUCUGCAACAAAACAUUUAUUUACGCAAAAUCUUUCGAGAGACAUGAAGAAAUAUGUACUUCCAAUACAAACAACCUGCAGAGAACAGAGACUAACCUUGAAGGAGGAGAAGGAGAAGAAGGAGGAGAUGAAGGUGGGAUUGAGGAAAGAGAUGAUGAAGAGGAGGUUAGAGAACCUCCGGAUCCCUCGGAGAGGUUGAAGAGAAAGCGGAGAAAACAGGAUCGGAUCCAGGAUCCGGAGGAGGAUCAAGAUUUUGAAAAGAAACCUUCUGUAGUAUUCAAGUUUGAGCAUUAUGAGGAGCAGGACGGAGAGUAUUUCUGCAGGUUUCCGGGUUGUACUUACUCCGACCCGUUCAAGACCUUGGAGAACUGCAAAAACCACCAACUCCUACUCCAUGCAUCAGUACAGGAGAAAAUAUUCUUAUGUGAUUUCUGUGAUGAAAGAUUUUCUACGAUUCGUCUUCGGAAUAAGCAUAUUAACGCGGUGCACAAUAAAAGAUUUGAAUGUGAUCAGUGUGAAAGAAAGUUUAGUGAAAAGACUAGGUUAACAAUACACAUGAGAACCCACACUGGGGAGAAACCCUUUGUUUGUGAUCUUUGCGGAUAUUCGUGUAAUCAGAGGAAUAACUUAAGGAAACACAAAGAACUGAGACAUAGCUCUGCGGGGGAAGCGAGAAUGUUUCCCUGUGAUAUCUGCAGUGCUGUGUUUAAUACUAAAGGGAACUUGAAUAGACACAGAGCAAGGCACGACGCCAACACAGUAUUACCGUUUGUCUGUGAAACCUGUGGGAAGAAUUUUAAGGAUCAUGGUACUCUGAAGCAGCAUUCCUUUAGUCACGGAGCAGCAAAAUAUAACUGCCAGGUGUGUGGAGCAGCAUUUACAUCUCCUCUUUACUUAUACAGACACACGCUGCGAAAGCAUCCCACUGACGGAGUCCAGCCCUAUACCUGUGAUUUAUGUGAUAAAGGAUUUCCUUUAAAGCAUCAACUGCAGAUUCACAUUCAAGCAGUUCAUGAGAAAGUCAAGUACAGCUGUCCUCAUUGUCAUCAACAGAUGGGGCGGAAAACUUCUCUUUAUAGGCAUAUUAAAUCAGGCAGAUGCAGCGGAGAAGCCAAAGUAUCCGUCCUACAGGAGAAUAUCCUGACCCAACCCAACCUUCAAAUCCACCAGCUGGUUAAACCAUAUAUACCGGAGCAGAGGUUUGAGGACGGAUCCCUAGGGACAGAUGAGUUUACCAGCCUCGCAGGGGAGGUCACAGCACUUGGAGAACUUGUUCCUACUUAUCAUGUUUAUGUUACUACCCAGCCUACCCAGCAGUUCAUGAAACCAGAUACAGAGUAGGGAUAGUUAAUUUCCUCCUGACUACCAUGUUUAUGUUACUACCCAUCCUACCCAGCAGUUCAUGAAACCAGAUACAGAGUAGAGAUUGUUGAUUACCCUCCAACCUAUCAUGUUUAUGUUACUACCCAUCCUACCCAGCAGUUCAUGAAACCAGAUACAGAGUAGGGAUAGUUGAUUUCCUCCUGACUACCAUGUUUAUGUUACUACCCAGUACCCAUCCUACCCAGCAGUUCAUGAAACCAGAUACAGAAUAGGGAUUUUUAAUUUCCUCCUGACUACCAUGUUUAUGUUACUUCUCAUCCUACUCAACAGUACAACAAUUAAAGGCCAUUUGCGCUAGGCUCAAAUUAAAGAAAAUUGAUUAUCUUUCGAUCUAUAAUCUACAUGUAUUUCAAAUAUGUA
This is a messenger RNA of Eurytemora carolleeae, 2666 nucleotides long. Its product is annotated as zinc finger and BTB domain-containing protein 24. The coding region runs from base 135 to 2264 and encodes 709 amino acids. The transcript has 10 exons. NCBI's taxonomy places the organism in Eukaryota, Metazoa, Arthropoda, Copepoda, Calanoida, Temoridae. Gene Ontology annotation, cellular component: chromosome. Gene Ontology annotation, biological process: regulation of transcription by RNA polymerase II. Gene Ontology annotation, molecular function: protein binding; chromatin insulator sequence binding. The record is from RefSeq and is a predicted model, not a curated record.